CGGGAUCAGCGAUCGCAGAACUCUCGAACUCUCGCACUUCAAGUCAAGAAUCGAUCCGUAAACUCCGCCAGAUGAGCAUUUCCGGCAAACUACUGCGUGCCAAAACAACCCCACAUAGGCUACUCAACUCCCAGUUUGUUUUCUUUGCUUGCUUUCAACGCCACGCAUCGACUGGAGAGCCAAAAGAGACACGCCUUGAGAGCAUUACAUUUCUACAUUGUUUGAUAUGUACAAGCUCCAUUACAAAUGGAGGCUGCUCGCAUCAGAAUAACAACAUCAGGAAAAACUGGCCUAACUGGCAACAACUAACUUAAACAUUUCAUCUGAUCUACACAAACCCUCCUAUAAUGUUAUAUAAUAAAUCCUGCGGGGCGUACAAUCAGCCGGUCUCCUUCUUUUACAAAGAAAUUGGGAAGCCCAUUACCACAAACUGGCGUCCACAAGACUUCGUGGUGGUCGGACUCGGCGUCCCGAUUUGUAUCUUGAUUGUUCUGGCUAACAUGUUGGUUAUAACCGCCAUAAUCAUCAACCGGCAUUUCCACUAUCCCAUCUAUUACUUACUGGGAAACAUGGCGGCCGCUGACCUCUUUGCAGGCAUCUCUUAUCUCUACCUGGUGUUCCACACCGGUCCAUGGACCAUCAAUCUGACGGUGAACGAGUGGUUUAUCCGUGGAGCUUUGAUUAACAUGAGCCUGACCGCCUCGGUGGUCAACCUCCUGGCCGUGGCCGUGGAGCGCCAUCAGACCAUCUUUACCAUGCAGCUCCACAGCACCAUGACCAAGUGGCGUGUGGUGAUGCUGAUCGUGAUCAUCUGGUUGAUGGCCAUCAUCAUAGGCCUGGUGCCCACUAUGGGCUGGAACUGCGUUUGCGAUCUGAGCACCUGCUGCACGGUUGCACCCCUGUACUCUCGCAGCUUCCUGGUGUCCUGGGCCGUGCUCAACCUGGUGGCCUUCUUCAUCAUGGUGGCCGUGUACACUCGCAUCUUCAUCUACGUGCGUCGCAAGAGCCAAAUGAUGUCACCUCAUACCGAUCAGCCUGUGCACAAUCAGACUGUUAUCAGCCUUAUGAAGACCAUGUCCAUGAUUUUGGGGGCCUUUGUGAUCUGUUGGACGCCAGGUUUGGUGAUUUUGUUACUGGAUGGUCUGAAUUGUAGUAAAUGCGAGGUACUUAAAUAUGAAAAGUACUGCUUGGUUUUGGCGGAGUGCAACUCUUUGGUGAACCCCAUCAUCUAUUCGUUUCGGGACACGGACAUGAGGACCACCUACAAACGCAUUCUGUGCUUCCCUUGGAGAGGAAUGCCCCAGCGUGAGAGGCCUUCAAGCAUCCGCUUUGAGUCUGUAAAAACAGGGGCACCCCCGGAGAAAAACGGCAAUAACUCUCCGUGUUCAGAACUUGUUACUUCACAAACCCUAUUUUCUCAAUAGGGAGAGCAUUUCUGUGUAAAUACCUUACUUUGUAUCUGAUCGGUUAAAUGAUCACAGCGUGUACAAAGAGUAAAUACUUCAUUUUUGAUAGCUU
Molecule: messenger RNA, 1518 nt
Organism: Paramisgurnus dabryanus
Lineage: Eukaryota; Metazoa; Chordata; Actinopteri; Cypriniformes; Cobitidae
Gene: lpar2a
Product: lysophosphatidic acid receptor 2a
Biological process (GO): G protein-coupled receptor signaling pathway
Cellular component (GO): membrane
Molecular function (GO): lysophosphatidic acid receptor activity
Source: RefSeq, a predicted model, not a curated record